Messenger RNA from Dreissena polymorpha, 1349 nucleotides. RefSeq lists its product as uncharacterized. The transcript has 3 exons. The record is from RefSeq and is a predicted model, not a curated record. Bases 880 to 1329 code for a protein of 149 amino acids. Lineage: Eukaryota; Metazoa; Mollusca; Bivalvia; Myida; Dreissenidae.
UGCCAGCUUGUGUGUCAGUGACUGUCUUAGUAUAAUUUAUUAGCCCCAGUAGUGAUAAAUGAUUCAUAUUCUUACCUGAAAUUAAAGUAUAUGAUAAAAAUCCAUUUGUCACUAUCUUAUCCUGACUAAGUCUAACUAGAAUGUUUGUAUUUCCUAUUGUAUAGUUGAAAUGUGAUACUUUGAAGAGAAGAGAGAAUGACCUUCAUUUUCAAACUGUAAACAAUAAAAUUAUUUCCUUUUUAAUCAUGUUUAGAGAAUGACCUUAAUUUUCAAACUGUGAAAAAAAAUCCUUCUUUAAUCAUGCUUACAAAAAAUUUACUGGUGGUGUCAUCAAAGGAAAUCUAUUUGUGGUAUAAAUAAAGUAAUUAGGUACCUAUGUAACUAUAAAAUUAUCACGUUCAUUUUCAAAUAAAAAUCAAAGGGAGAAUAAAUAGAAAGUUUUCACAGGUUAUCAAGUAAUUAAGGUAAGUGUUGUUGCUCAAUUGUUAAAGUGUGUAUAUAUGCUGGUGAUAUUCAAUAUGUAAAACCAUACCAACAUCAUGGCAGACAUUAUUUGUUCUUGUAUUGAUUGUGGUGCCAAUGUCAUUGACGAUGAUGAGGCUAUUUCGUGUGAUAUUUGUGAAAGAUGGCAACACAGGAGAUGCAACACUGGUAAGUUAAGUUAAAUUAUUAUAUAAUCCUGUAUGAAAUAAAAUAAUUUUGUAGCCCAAAAAAAGGGAAAAAACAUACUUUAUAUUAAUUAUUACAAUGUCAUUAUAACAGUUUUUCACAGUGCUUACUGAUUAUUCGAUGAUUAUAAGAGUUAUUUAAUUCAAUAGUUAAACAUUAAAUGAUUUAAAUGAAUUAUUUUCAGGUAUAACCCUCAGACAGUAUCGCCGGAUGGUGAGGCAGGAGAUUGAACUUCCCUGGUCUUGCGACCAGUGUCGGGAACAUCCUGCUGCCGUACUUGACCAUACCGCUGCAUAUGAACCCGCUGCCGACGAACCAACAGAACCCGCUGCCGACGAACCAGCAGACUAUGCAGCCAACGGGAUUCAAGAUAAUUCUUUCAAUGUCCAUGAAGACAUAAGAGAGAGACCUCACAUACAGAAUGGGGAAUUACCAGACCCACCACCCAACAGGAAUGUCAUCCCAGAUGGUCCCGUUACGUAUGAGGUGGUAGAAGGAGCCACAAGAAAAGGUGGACAGAUGCUCCUUGGGAGUGACGGAUAUACAUACGUAGUAAAAAGAAGCAAUCCAGUUACUUGCUUUGUGUACUGGGUGUGCAAUGUGAGGUCGAAAGCUAAGCACUGUUCUGCCUGGGUGAACAGUAUGGCGAAGAUCGUGUAACAGGAGAGAUCGUCCACAAC